GUUCUGACAGGAGUUCAUUUGUGUACGGCAAAAAUACAAAACAUAUGCCGAUCGCGCGCACAACCGGCGACCGGCAAAUUUGUAAGAAAAUACGGAUCGUUUUUCGUUUAUUGCAUCGUGCUAUGGCUCGGCGGUGUUUCUCUGCAAUCCGAUGAUGGCACAUUACUAUAGCAGAUGGAAACGACAAAAUGCGGAAUGCUGGAACCUGGAAUCCAGCAAGUGCCAGUCGAAGCGAAACGAAAUGGAGUUAGUCGAAUUGCGGCGAUUUUUCGAGGUCGCCGGGUUCUCUAUUAGCCCGGGACGCCUUAGUACAGUGCAAGUUUACCAGAAUGCAGCUUUAUUGGCAAAUCAUCCAGAUCACAACUUGUUCGGCCCGGUAACCUUUGCGAUAAUGCGUCACAGCAAAACAACCACACAAACUCACAGACGCACACGCAUCUGUCGAAGCUGACAGCUGACACCGUGGGGGGAUCGCGGCGGUUGCAGCACCACGCAGCGAAAACGGUCUCGCGGUUAUUCAAAACGGUCCAGUAAAAACAAACCGAAACAUCUGCAGCAUCCCUUAAAAAGGCCAAGGUUAAUCGGUAUAACACCGCGACGAUGCCGUUCGUGUUCAACUACACCGACACCAUGGAUUUGUCGACGGUGCGCGAGAGGAGAAGAAGCAGUAAACCGAAAGCAACCAUGAGGAAGCUGGCCUCCGGGUUGGAAAGCCCUGGCCGCAAACCAGCGGCCUCGUAUUGCAGCCUGUUGGCGCUCAUCAUGACACUGUGCGCCGCUUCCGUCUGUUUGGCAUCAUUGCUGUGCUCUCCGGCACUGCGCCAGGAACUGGUCAACAAUUAUCACAGAGCCUUCGACCGAUUAACGAGCGAAUCGAGCAGACUAUGCAGCGCGCGACAGGCAGCCGAUUUCAGCGCGAUGGAUAAGGUGCUCGGGGAGACGCUCGUCGGGCAAGCCGAAGCGCACCGGGCAAUAUUGCAGUGGUUCCGACAGGCAAACGCCGUCCCCUGUCGGUUCCUUGCACUACACGGUAGUACCGGCACCGGCAAAAGCCUCGCAGUGAGCAUCAUUGCGCACUAUUACCCGUGGCCGGAGAAAGUGUUCCAUGUGAUGUGGAGACACGAAAGCUCACCGGACGCCCAGUACGCGGCCUUUCAAUCGACCCUCACCGAGAUGCGCCAGAAAGUGUUCUGGCAUGGUAUCUGUGGGGACUAUCUGUUGGUGGUGGAUCAUCUAGGGCCCGGAGACGUCCACCAGCUACUGGCCGACCUAAGCGAACAACUAGUCACCGUUGCCGAGCAGCUACAAAUCAAACUGAACGUGCUGCUGGCAUUUCGUGGCACACCAGCAAACCAACCGGGCAGCCAGGCCUUGGAACAAGUGAUACCGAACAUGGAGAUUGUAAAGUUUAGCGCCCUACGUAGCGAAGAGCUGAACGACUGCAUUCGGCGGGAGGGUUUGCGAUUGGGCUUUACCGCCGGGCAGCAGUUGGAAAAGGCGAUCGCCACCGUUUCCAAACAGAUUGAUGUCGUGCGGCACGGUUGUAAGCCGGUAAGGGCCAAAUUGAACCUAGCUUUGACCAGUCUGAAUGCGGUAGCGUAAUGUUUUGUGCAAUAAAGACAUUUGUU
This is a messenger RNA of Anopheles darlingi, 1628 nucleotides long. RefSeq lists its product as uncharacterized. Lineage: Eukaryota; Metazoa; Arthropoda; Insecta; Diptera; Culicidae. The transcript has 5 exons. Bases 601 to 1602 code for a protein of 333 amino acids. The record is from RefSeq and is a predicted model, not a curated record.